AUGCUUCAGCGACACUUUGCUCUGGCGCCACGUCUGAGAAUUGUUCCAGCAUAUCUGACAAGCCGUCCAUUUGCGCCUCGGUUCAAGAGAUACCAGGCUUUCGACACCGGGCUCGAUCAAGAGGCUCUUUCUGAAGCUCGCUCGUGGUUUGAAUCUUUCAGCUCAACGCAACUACCGAAAGGAAAUACCACAUACGCCCGCUCGAGUGGACCAGGAGGUCAACAUGUCAAUAAGACCGAAACAAAAGCAAUUACAGCAUAUCCACUAGUACAAUUAUUGCCUGUACUCCCCAAGUCAUUGCAUCCUGGCAUUCGCAAGUCCAGGUACUACAAAGCAACCAAUGACUCUUUGACUUUCCAAGCGCAAGAUUCACGAUCACGGGAUGCGAAUGCAGAAGACAACAGAAGAAAGCUGAUUGAGGAGAUAACAAGCAUCUACAAAGAUGUGAUACCUGCCGAAACAAGCGCAGAAAAGAAAAAGAAACAUGAGGAGAUUGGCAGAAGAUUCCACGAAACAAGGAUAAAACAGAAGAAGUUUACCAGCGCAAAGAAACAAUCACGGAGAGGGCCUUCUGAUUGA
Molecule: messenger RNA, 579 nt
Organism: Fusarium mangiferae
Lineage: Eukaryota; Fungi; Ascomycota; Sordariomycetes; Hypocreales; Nectriaceae
Exons: 3
Coding region: 1-579 (192 amino acids)
Biological process (GO): mitochondrial translational termination
Cellular component (GO): mitochondrial large ribosomal subunit
Molecular function (GO): translation release factor activity
Source: RefSeq, a predicted model, not a curated record